AUAUCCCAUCUCCAUCUUAAUUUGAGUGGCCGGCCAUGCCAAUUGUAGCUAAGCAAAAGAGAAAAGGCCCCUCCUGCUAGCUACCUAGCUCUCUCUCUCUCUCUCUCAUUCUCUCAAACCCAGAAAUCAAUUCAACCCAAAUGAAACUAAUUGCUCCUUGUUCUCUUUCUUCUUAUCCUUCAUCACCUCUCUCAAAUUUUUCUUACCUUACCUCGAUUUUUUCAUGCAAGAUCCAAAGAACUCACAAGCAGCAAGGUAUGCCAAAGAAGCCUUGGUAUCAAAGAGCAAUAGAGAUGGGCUCUCUAUGGAGAUCAAGCAUUAGUAGUCCCAAGCUUCCCACAGAUCAAGUUCCAGCACCAAAUGCCACAACAUUGUGGAAAACCAUUACCAAAUCCACAAACACCAACAUUCCUAAUUCUUCGAAUUCCAAUAGACACAAGCUGAGAAAAUGUGCCUCCUUAAAGGUUGCGACUUCGUUUACUAGGGUUUGUCUUUGUGCACCCAUAUCUUCCUACAAUGAGGUUUUUAGGGCUGAGCUCCCACCAAGAAGAAGCAAUAGUUACCCGAGAUCGAAGCCAUUGGGGAUGACGACACAAGAUCAAAGAAGCAUUACCACUAUGAGCGCGAGGCUUAGCACUUCCGAGAGAAGAGUUUUUCGUGGGAAAUCUCUGACUGAAGACGUUUUGAUGAGGAGGUUCGUUAUGGAAGAAGAAGCAAUGAUGCACGUUAGAAGGAGAAAUCAAAUGGAAGUAAUAAGAAGAAAAAGUAUAAUGAGGAGGAAGAAUCUUGGGCCUAGUCGUCUUAGUAGAAUGGUUAUGGCUGGGGAGGAGGAUAAUUGAUAAGUUUAAUUCAAUUUUAAUUGUGCUUAAUCAAUUGUUUCGACCUCAAUGGUGAUUUUGAACUUCUCCUUUUCUGCAUGCAUGGUGAUAUAUUUUCUUGAUUAAAUUGUAUGGGCAAUAUUUGCAUUCAUCUCCGAUAUAGUGGAAAUGAUUGAUUUUGUCUUUU
Rosa rugosa (rugosa rose) is the source of this 1005-nucleotide messenger RNA. RefSeq lists its product as uncharacterized. The transcript is spliced from 2 exons. The record is from RefSeq and is a predicted model, not a curated record. Lineage: Eukaryota; Viridiplantae; Streptophyta; Magnoliopsida; Rosales; Rosaceae. The coding region runs from base 141 to 839 and encodes 232 amino acids.